AUGGCUAAAUUGUAUAUCUUCAAAUGUUUUUAUUUAUUUCUCGUAAUAGUGAUCAAUAUUAGUACUGAUUUUUGUUACGCAAAAUUAAAAUACUCUUUAUCGAAGCAUGAAGCUUAUGAAACAUAUAAUCUCACACAAGAAGAAAUUUGCCAUCCUUUACGGGGCAAAGCUAAACCAAUACCAAAGUUAACUCAUGCUAUAACAAUAGAACCCAGUUACAUUUUUCAGAGCUGGAGAACACCUCGGAACGCCGAUUUGAUAUGUAAAUUUAUUGUUAAAACAGCACAUCGACAAAAUUUGAUGGUUAUUAUACAGAAUUUGUCAUUUCGUCAAAAUGGUUCUAAAUGUGUGGAUUAUGUCAAAAAUAGAGUUUUAUUUGUAUCACACUGCGCGUUUUACAAAACUGCAUCUUUGACUAAUAUAGAAGAUGAAAUAGAAACAACGAUAUUAGUAUCGAAACAACCUUUAGAUCCAGAAGAUCCUCCCUUGAAUAUAACACUUGUAUAUACUCCAUUUAAAGACUGUUUCCAUAGUGAAGGUUUAAAUAACAAUGGUCAGAUUUAUAAACGACCAACAGAAACAUCAGAGUAUUGUUUACCAGAGGAUUAUAUCUGUGAUGGAAUAACAAAUUGUCUUCCUGAAAUAUGUAAAGACGAGUCAAAUUGUCCUGAGAUAAUCGUAAGCAAUGGAAUUGGAACAAAAGUAACAAUAACUGCCGUUUCGACAAUAUUGCUCUGUUUUAUAAUAUUUUUAAUGGGUCUAUGGAUUUGCCGGCGAAACCACAAACUGUGUUGGUCUCCGGACUGUGCUGGUCCCCCGAAUCCGGAUGACCAUAGAUUUGCAAAUGCCAAUAAUCGUGGAUCAGGUAAUUUUACUGAUCAACAAUCGCCGUCGGUACCUUCCGCGCCGAUGCUUCAAGUUGCCGUUCUUUCGUCACCCACUGACAAAGAUUUGCCGCCUAGUUAUGACUCUCUAUUCCCCGUGGAGGACGUCGGAGCUCCGCCACCCGUGCACAGUAAUAUAUAA
This is a messenger RNA of Cotesia congregata, 1026 nucleotides long. The record is from the annotation of a GenBank genome assembly. NCBI's taxonomy places the organism in Eukaryota, Metazoa, Arthropoda, Insecta, Hymenoptera, Braconidae.